AUGGUGGCUCUGUCCUCGGGGAUCCUCAACUCUCAAACAGAUGAGUAUGCAGGCAGCUGUGCACACCUGUACACGCCUGGAUCCAGAUUCGUGGCCCCCAUCGGCGCCUCCGCAGGGCUCUUCCGCGGCCCCGACCGGUGCUGUCGGGAGCACGACCAGUGCGGGGCGCAGAUCGCGGCGCUGCAGUUCAACUACGGCAUCCGCAACUAUCGCCUGCACACCGUGUCCCACUGCGAUUGCGACGCCAGGUUCCGGCGGUGCCUGCUCGCCAUCAACGAUACCGUCUCCAACAUCAUCGGCGUCACAUUCUUCAACCUGUUGGAGGUGCCGUGCUUUGUGCUGGAAGAGAGCGAGGAGUGCGUCCGGUGGCACUGGUGGGGCGGGUGUGAGCGCUAUGGUGUAGUGCCUCUGGCCAGGAUGGUGCAGCAGAAUCAGUACCAUCCCAGCCUGCCAGUGGAGGAGCCCCCGGGCAAGGGAAGGAAUUUCUCUAGAACAGGGAGGAAGCAGCUUCGACAGGAACUGAGGGCAAAGCCUGGGCGCCGCCAGGCAUGGAGACCUAAGACAGCCCAGCAGCCACAGGGCCCAGGUACUCCUGCACCGGCCAGGGAUAACGAUAAGCCAACAACCAGGCAUCCAGCAGUGCAAUGGGGGCUAGAGCCUGGCCCUGCAACAGCAUUGACAGUGUCAGGACAGGAUCUGGUUGGAGCAGAGCAAGGAGCUGGAAUCUCAGCACGCCCUUGGUAUGGCAGCAUUGGAUCCAGCCCAGCCACAGCGCAGUGUGGAGCUACGCCCAUGCCAGCUGUGAACGGGCGCAGGCAGCAGGGCCCAGGCAGGGGGUGCAGGUGCAACAAGCACCUGGGUAAGUGUGAGCACCAGAUUGCGCCCCACGAGGCAAGGUACCAGCUGCACAACGUGGACAGCCGGCCACUCCUCCACUGCAACUGCACACGCAGACUCGUACGGUGCCUCCACAGGGCAAGGGACUGCAGGGACAUCGACGUGACCGUCCUAGCUGACCACAUUGCCAUGGACUGCUUUGUUCUGGAGCUGCCUGCUGGCUGCAGCCCAGGCAGGGGGUCACAGCACAGCAGCUGUACCACAGGGGCCAGGGCUGUGCUUGUACCUGCUCGGCCGCUCAAAAAGAUUCUAAGACGCUGGGGCCGUCUGCAUCUGAGCUCCAAGGCCAAGCAUCCACAGUGGAAGACACAGGCCAGGGGAGGCACCUUCUGUGAGAAGUGCCAGCGUCUGGCUGCAGAGCAGACACCAGGUGCUUGGCCCGACACAGUGCUUCGAUGACACCCAAGCAGCGCAGCCUUGGGAAGGAAGGGGAAGAUGUGCUGUGCAGCACCUGCAGCCUGGAGCUGCUUGGGGUCUGGUCCUCAAGUCAAAGGAUGGCACUGAGCAUGGCUGUUGGCAUGACAGCAUGGAGCUGGGUACCACAGCCAGAGAGGCAGAGGGACUGAAAAGCCUCAAGGAGCUGUAGCUGCCAUCCACGAGUAUCAAAAGCAAGGGGAAAUAGGAGGGCCCAGGAAAGGGGAAAGCAUUGUCCUUCUUCCCUGGUGUGCUCUGGGGCAGGGUGGAUGGCAGGGUGCCCCACCCCUAGAUUUGUGACCCUUCAUCUGGGGGGUCUGAGCAGUGAGGUAUGAUCCUGACCCUCUUGCCCAGGCAGAAUAGGAGGGCUGGGGUCAGUACCUGUAUGCAGCAGAGGAAAUAAAGGGUGGUCAGAGCACA
This is a messenger RNA of Ficedula albicollis (Collared flycatcher), 1731 nucleotides long. It is a transcript of the gene PLA2G3, whose product is annotated as phospholipase A2 group III. Gene Ontology annotation, biological process: phospholipid metabolic process; arachidonate secretion. Lineage: Eukaryota; Metazoa; Chordata; Aves; Passeriformes; Muscicapidae. Gene Ontology annotation, molecular function: A2-type glycerophospholipase activity. The transcript is spliced from 8 exons. The coding region runs from base 1 to 1296 and encodes 431 amino acids. The record is from RefSeq and is a predicted model, not a curated record.